Molecule: messenger RNA, 1446 nt
Organism: Penicillium atrosanguineum
Lineage: Eukaryota; Fungi; Ascomycota; Eurotiomycetes; Eurotiales; Aspergillaceae
Exons: 3
Coding region: 1-1446 (481 amino acids)
Biological process (GO): transmembrane transport; carboxylic acid transport
Cellular component (GO): plasma membrane
Molecular function (GO): carboxylic acid transmembrane transporter activity
Source: RefSeq, a predicted model, not a curated record
AUGGCCGUGCCUAUAUACGAUGAGGAGUUUGCUCAACAAGAGAAAAAAGUCCAAGCGGCGCAGACAGUCACAGUUCGGGAUGAAACUGAAGAUGAGCCUGUGGAGUCGUAUCAGCCCACGAAGUUCCAGAGUAACAUCACUAUCUUGAGCUGUUACAUCGCAAACUUUAGCGAUGGAUUCCAAAAUACUCUUGCAAAUCCAACAAAUGUCAUUUUAAAAGAGCUACUUGGGCCAGACGGUUACUCAUCGGAUAUGAAAACUCGGACCAGUAACUCGUUAAUCAUUGGAGCCAUCCUGGGUGUGGUCGUUCUUGGAUUCACUUCAGACACAUUUUCGCGACGAAGUGGGCUGCUUUUCACUUCCUCCCUUGUAGCAAUUGGCACAUUGAUGGCCACACUUGCUUUACAGGUUCAUCCAUCACAAAAUAUGUUAUGGUAUUUUGUGGUGGUACGAGGCAUCGCUGGAUUUGGAGUGGGAGGUGAGUAUCCCCCGAGCGCUGCUGCAGGUCUUGAGGAAUCAGAUGAUGUUAUGAGUGAAUAUCGCGGGCCACUUUUCGUUUCCUUCACCACAUUGAUGGCUACAGUUGCUGGCCCCAUCCUACAAAUUAUCUAUCUAAUCUGUCUAGUGGCCAGCGGUAACAACCUUACAAUUUCAUUUCACGCCAUAUAUUCAAUUGCAACAAUUCUUCCCGUUAUCAUUAUUGCCCUGCGUUUCUUUAUGGUGGACUCGUCGCUUUUCCAUCAUUCUAAUCUCACAAAUCAGCGCCGAUCUCCACGGCUUUAUUGGCUCCUCGCACGACGCUAUUGGUGGCGGAUAUUCACGACAUCUCUCGCAUUUUUCCUAUACGAUUUCAUCAAUUUCCCGAAUAGCAUCAUGUCCAGCGCAAUAAUCUCUUCCCUUGUCGGGAACAACGAUAUCCGCAAAACGGCAGUUUGGCAAAUUGUGCUCGCUGUUCUGCCUGUGCCCGGUGUCAUGCUAGGUGCUUGGCUCACGAACUCGGUUGGGCGACGCUACACAGGGAUGCUCGGCUUUGCUGGGUACAUGAUUCUUGGUUUUAUCAUCGGUGGAACCUACACCAAACUUUCUCAGCACAUAGCUGCUUUCGUCGUGCUUUACGGACUCCUUCAAGCAUUUGGACAUAUGGGCCCUGGAGCUACAAUUGGACUCAUAUCAUCUGAAGUGUUUCCUACUGCAAUGAGGGGCAUGGGAUACGGGAUUGCGACAGCCUUCGGCAGAACCGGGGCAGCCGUUGGCACGGAAUGCUUCACUCCACUGCAAGAUCGGGCUGGGAACAGCUCAACAUUCUACUUAGCGGGUGGAGUGGCAUUUCUCGGAAUUUUUGUAUAUUAUCUCCUACCAGAGAGCAGUGAGAUUGAUCUUGAAAAGGAAGACAGAUUGCUGGAGGAAUUCCUGACUGAAAAAGGAUACACGAUACAUAAUAGAUAG